CCGACAGGGGGACUCGUCCCACAGUAACCCCACUGCACCCGGAGGAAACCCCCCCCCCCCCUUUACACGCAGGUUCAGCGUGUAAAGUUUCGGUGUUGAUGUCGCCUGUGCUUUUCCUCUGGGUUUGUUAGUGCUGAAAAGAAGAUGGAGGAGAGGAAGAUGGUGGUCGGUACUAUGAGUGAAGAAGUCCUGAACAGACUGUCUGUGAUGUUGGACAACUCCACCUGCGGAUGGAGGCAGCUGGCCAGAGCUGUGUCCGAGCAGCCGCAAUUCCGCUGCAGUGAGAGUCAGCUGACCAACUGCUCGCUCCAGGUGCUGAGCGCCGCAGGUAGCCCUGCUCGCACCCUUUUGGCUCAGCUGGCCGAUCGCUCCUGCUCCCUGGACUUCUUGCUCGACUGCCUGAGGAAGGUGGACCACCAGGAAGCCGUGCAGUACCUCACCAGCACAGUGGAAGAGAUGAUUCAGAUCACAGUGCAGCCCCAGUGUCAGCAGGCCACAGUGGGGGGCAGGGUGGUGUUGACCUGUAGAGCCACUGGUCCUCCUGGGCUCAGCUACCAGUGGUUCAGAGGCAAAGAAGAGGUUUUGGAUAAAACCGGGUGCACACCAGAGUUGGUUCUGUGUCCUUUAUCCCCGGUCCACGAGGGUCACUAUAUCUGCAGAGUCAACUAUGGAGAAAAGUGCAUCUUCUCUCAGUGGGCUCAUACUCGCUUGGUUUCCUCUGCAGGUUCCAGUCCAGGCUGCAGCAGCAGUCUGUUUCAGGGCUCAGUGAGUGGGCUGUGUAUCAUCCACCAGCCUCAGCCCCAAAUGUUGUCUGAAGGCGACACUCUGCUCCUGGAGUGCAAAGCAGAGGCCAACCCUCCCGCCCAGUACGAGUGGUACCACAACAGGGUUCUCAUGCCACAACACAAGACGAGUUCACUCAAAAUCCCGUGUGUGACCACAGCACACAGAGGAAUCUACAGAUGUAAAGUGUUCAAUGUUUAUCAUGAGACAUGGAGCGACACAGCAGGAGUCACAAUUGGCCCCAGUUCCAUUACUGAUGCAUCCUGGGUAGAAUAUGAUCGUAGUCAAGGCUCACAGGAACGUCACAGGUCAACUAAUGGACCGGGAAUAAAUCCACUACAACCAAUGGCCAGUCAUCCACCGCCAUCAAAACAAUUACAUGCAACAGACAAAGUCGCUCUGCUGAUCGGCAACAUGAACUACCUCCACCACUCUCAGCUGUGUGCUCCCAUCGCUGACGUGCACGAGUUGACCAACCUCCUCAGACAAAUGGACUUCAAGGUGGUUUCACUGCUGGACCUCAACUGGCAGGAGAUGAACAGCGCUGUGACAGAGUUCCUCCUGCUGCUAGACAAGGGAGUCUAUGGCUUACUGUACUUUGCUGGUCAUGGUUAUGAGAAUUACGGCAACAGUUUCAUGAUUCCCAUCGAUGCUCCGACCUCCAACACAUCAGAGCAUUGCUUGUGUGUGCAGAACAUCCUCACCAGGAUGCAGGAGAAAGAGACCGGGCUCAAUGUAUUCCUGCUGGACAUGUGUCGCAAAAGAAACCCACACGAUGAUGUCAUUGUACAACCAGGACUUCUGAAGGUCACAGCAAAUACAGUGUUUGGUUACGCCACAUGUGCAGAUGCAGAGGCCUAUGAAGUGAAGAGAGAAAACGUGUCCAACGGCAUCUUCAUAAACUUCCUCAAACAGAGAAUUUGUGAAGAUGAGAAGGUCACAGUCAUGCUGGACAGAGUCGCUGAAGACAUGGGUCGCUGUGUGAUUACACGAGGGAGGCAGGCUCUGGAGAUGCGCAGCAAUCUGUCUGAGCGACGCUCCCUCACCGACCAGAUACAAACGUCUGAAUGCUCUGCAUCCUUCUCAGCUCGCAACCUGCAGUGGGCCGUCGCUCAUGUCCUACCAGUGAGCAAGUACCUGCAUUUUGACUGUGGGGUGACUGUUCAGCUUGGGUUUGCUGCAGAGUUCUCCAACAUCAUGGUCAUCUACACUCGGAUACUUGACAAGCCCAAAGAAAUUGUUUCCUGCUCUGCUCAGCUCACUGACUUCCCCGAGGAUGUGGAUGUCGAUCUGAAGAAGAGUAACCAGGAAACUCUCCUUGAAGCUGGCAGUUUAUUAUUGAUCAAGGAUGACCUUCUUUCACCAGAGGUCCCCGGUCUUUACACCCGCAUCCGCAGCCUGCAGAGACUCAGGAGGGAGCUCACGUUCACCGUCUGUCUUCAUUACACCUAUUCAAACAUGGAUGACGAAGUACAGGAAAGGCAGUCAGUAACAGUUGGCAAACCACUAGUCUCCAAACUCAACCUCCAUGAGCCGCGACCACCUCGUGCCUGCUCUGCGUCCUCGACCUACAGCCUCGACUCCUUCAGCCUCGACUCCUUCAACUUCCCUGAUAGCUCCUCCUUUGCCAAUGGAAUUACCUCUGUUGGAGAAGCCUCAGAUACAUGGCCUUAUUAUGGCAGAGAAUCUUCCACCACUGACUCUCUGACUUCAUCCAGGAGUGCCAAUAUCCCAGAGGAGACGGACAGCCCCGAAAUAUGCGAAGACCCCAAACCUCUUGUUUCCAGCAAAAGCUUGCCCUACAGCCAAGUUAAUGACAAGAACUACAAAUAUAGUGACUAUUUCCACUCACACUAGUAAUCAUGAGCCUGAUUUGUCCUGAGAAUAGAGAGUGCACGUAAACAAAAAGAUAAGUCAAAAGAUAGGGAAAAUCUCAGUAAACCUGACCCUGGACUCAGGUCAUAGUUUUACAUAUUUAUUUUUUUAAAGACAUGGAUAUAUUAUACUAGAUACAGUUUGUUUUGUGUUUGUAAG
Molecule: messenger RNA, 2817 nt
Organism: Paralichthys olivaceus (Japanese flounder)
Lineage: Eukaryota; Metazoa; Chordata; Actinopteri; Pleuronectiformes; Paralichthyidae
Gene: malt2
Product: MALT paracaspase 2
Biological process (GO): proteolysis
Molecular function (GO): cysteine-type endopeptidase activity
Source: RefSeq, a predicted model, not a curated record